Messenger RNA from Sphaeroforma arctica JP610, 282 nucleotides. RefSeq lists its product as hypothetical. The transcript has a single exon. Lineage: Eukaryota; Ichthyosporea; Ichthyophonida. The record is from RefSeq and is a predicted model, not a curated record. Bases 1 to 282 code for a protein of 93 amino acids.
AUGACACCUGCUACGCAGCAACCCGGGGAGCCUAAUUUCACACUCCCCGUCCUUCACCAACCAGUGGCACAACACAUUCCCUCCACACCCACCGGUGUCAUGCAACCAGGGAAGCUAUUGACCCCCACAGAUGUCACGAAACCAGGGGACGGUCCCCUACUCACCACACAGUCACCCAGGGUACCUUCUAUGACACCCGCUACGCAGCAAUCAGGGAAGCCUACUUCCACACUUCCCACCCCUCAGCAGCCAGGGGAGCCCUCCGUUCCCUUAAUCCAGUGA